AUCUCGACGAACUUGAACUUUUUUGCCCUCCUCUCCGAAGGAAAGCCGAACACCGAUAAGACACGGGGCAUUGACCGUCAUAUAUGUACUCAUUCCGUCCGUUGCAGAGAAUCCGACAGAUCCAAGCCCUCUUCAUCACAAAACCAAACGCCAGUACAGCGCAAUCCUACCGACAUCACACGACCAUGGCGACCACAACAGAUACCAAGAAGUACAAACUCAAUCACUCGAUGAUCCGUGUGAAGGACCCGAAGGAGUCCGUCAAGUUCUACGAGCUCCUGGGCAUGAAAGUGAUCAAGAUCAUCCGCCAGCCCGAGGCCAAGUUCGACCUGUACUUCCUCGCAUACGACUCCCCCGGCGCCGUCUCGGCCGGCAACUCCACAUUCGACCGCGAGGGCAUCAUCGAGCUGACCCACAACUACGGCACCGAGUCGGACCCGGAUUAUAAGAUCAACAACGGCAACGUGGAACCCCACCGCGGCUUCGGCCACAUCUGCAUCUCCGUCGACAACAUUCAAGCCGCCUGCUCCCGUAUCGAGGCCGCCGGAUACACUUUCCAGAAGAAGCUCACGGACGGCCGCAUGCGCCAUAUCGCCUUUGUCAAGGACCCAGAUUCGUACUGGGUGGAAGUCAUCUCCUGGAAUGACGUGAACAAGACAGAGGGCAUCACCGAGACGGAUGUCUCGACGUACAGAAUGAACCACACCAUGCUCCGAGUCAAGGACGCAGAAAAGUCCCUCAAAUUCUACCGGGAUGUCUUGGGCAUGUCGCUGUUCCGCACGAACGAGAACGCGGCAGCCGGCUUCACACUCUAUUUCCUCGGCUACCCUGGAGCCAAGGGCCUCCCUGCGCAGGACGCGACCGGUGGCGCCGAGGGUCAGAACACGGCUGAUCGUGAAGGUCUCCUGGAGCUCACAUGGAACCAUGGCACCGAGAAGGACGAGGACUUCAAAUACCACAACGGAAACGACCAGCCCCAGGGCUUCGGUCAUAUUUGCGUCUCCGUCGACAACCUUGACGCGGCUUGCCAACGGCUCGAAGACCUAAAGGUGAAUUGGAAGAAGAGGUUGACGGAUGGACGGAUGAAGAACGUGGCGUUCAUCUUGGACCCCGACAACUACUGGAUUGAAAUUGUACAGAAUGAGAGGUUUAGCGGAAAGGAUAAUUUUUAGACGG
This is a messenger RNA of Sodiomyces alkalinus F11, 1176 nucleotides long. RefSeq names its product lactoylglutathione lyase. Gene Ontology annotation, molecular function: metal ion binding; lactoylglutathione lyase activity. Bases 84 to 1172 code for a protein of 362 amino acids. The transcript has 6 exons. The record is from RefSeq and is a predicted model, not a curated record. Lineage: Eukaryota; Fungi; Ascomycota; Sordariomycetes; Glomerellales; Plectosphaerellaceae.